Exophiala dermatitidis NIH/UT8656 is the source of this 2740-nucleotide messenger RNA. RefSeq lists its product as uncharacterized. The coding region runs from base 113 to 2560 and encodes 815 amino acids. The transcript is spliced from 2 exons. Gene Ontology annotation, biological process: nuclear inner membrane organization. NCBI's taxonomy places the organism in Eukaryota, Fungi, Ascomycota, Eurotiomycetes, Chaetothyriales, Herpotrichiellaceae. Gene Ontology annotation, cellular component: chromosome, centromeric core domain; nuclear inner membrane; mitotic spindle pole body. The record is from RefSeq and is a predicted model, not a curated record.
AUUCAAGGCAGCCAUGUCUUCUGCCGCGAAACACUUUGUGGUCUGGAUAUAAUGUUUUCAACACUGCAAGCAAGUCUUGAUUCUUGUGUCUAGUCGCGAACUAUGCAACAUCAUGCCUGUCCAGUUGCGCCAGCGUCUCGAUUGUCACUACUGCGGUCGGCGAUCAAAACAUGUCAAGAAACCGAAUAGCAGAUUCACAUGCGAUAACUGCCUCGCCGUCAACUUCUUCGAUGAGAAUGGCGAGAUAGCAGAUGUGCCUGUCGAAGAAGCAGCACCUGCGCAGCGCUUUGCUCAACCCGUCCAUUCAGAUCCUCUCGCCGACGACUUCUCCUCCCACGACUCCAUCUUCUGUCCGACAUGUAUCAAGAACCAACAAUUGUACACCUACAACCUAUCUCAGUUCCUGCCAGACCCAGACCACCCCGACUAUGAAAAGUUCGAGGCCCAACUUCCCGAGUACAAGAAAGGCCUAGAGCGACGGUAUCCGCAAUGCUGCGCUCGCUGCGAACCCAAGGUUCGGGCGCAGUUACAUCAAGCCACAUACAAUGCCAGAAGUGAUCAUCUUCGACGGGUGCUGGAGAAAUCGCGCCAGAGGAGGAUCUCCAGCCGGCUGGGAUGGAGGAGUCUCUUGAUCACUGCUGCAGGAGUGGGAUACUUCACAAGUCUUGCUAUGCAACUGGUAUGGCACCUGUACGGGUCGCAAGUGACUAGUAGACAACUAGUCAAGUACCAGAUCAGGGGGCUGGCGGACUGCUUCAGACACCGUCGCCCAUUCGUUCCUCAAUGUCUCGACAUUUCGGAGUCGCUGCUGAUAGGCAUAUCGAUCGACCUCGGAUUCGCGACCAGUUGGUGGAAUCCCAAGUGGCAGCUAUGGUUGUCUAUGGGCGGUCACGAUGGAAAACUGUCCGGUUUGGCGAAAUACUAUCUCGUGCAAUACACUCUGCUGGGGUUGAGGAUAAUUGCCUGGAUACUCACAACAGAUAUGUCUCUGAAUCCCAAGUUGCGGUCCAUGCUGCAUGCCUGUUUCGCGGUGGCCAUCACGCUCGUCGCAGGCUGGUCUGUUUUCGGUAUAAUCCAAGUCAAAACCAAGCCACCUGUCAACUGGCAUCAGGAUCCUGCUCCUUUGCUUUCCCGCGAUCAGUUUGUUCCGCCUUCCGAACCCUCUACGGCAGAUACACAGCAGGAUCAACAAGGACCAUUCAGCGUAGGGAGCCUGUCAGCCUCACAGGGGCCAACAUACAGAGCAUGGAGACCUCCAACGCCGCCGGAUGAAGCCGCUGACUCAAUGGACUGGAUGCCCUCCCAGCCCGUGUUCCAGCCUGAAUUAAAGGAGGUGCGGUAUCGAUCCACCAAACCGUCACCAUUCCAUGGAGCUCUACCUGCACUGAAUGCAAGGGGACUGCACAAAUCUGCUGCACAGACGACCACUUCAGUGCAGAAGGAGGCCAUUGGUCUACCUCCUGGAUUCUUCGAUCGACCCUCGAACCCGGCUCUUCCGUCCCGUCCGACCAAAACAGCCAGUGACGCUAUCGCACAACCAAGGUUUUUCGGUUAUGACAAAGAUGCCGACACGGGUCUGGAAAGUAUUUUCGGGACCGUCUUUUCACUGCAAGAUCGGUCCUUGGACCCUGUCGGCCCAUCUCAAGCGCCUAACGUCGGUACUCCUAAUUCCCCCUCUGCUCGGUUCUCUCAAAUGGACCAAAAGAGGCGAUCGUCAUUAUCUACUGCCAAGGAGUCUUCGUCCCCGUCCGCGCGUUUCAGUGCCGCUGCAUUUGGUGGAUUGGUGGGCGCAGUUGCAUGGUGGAUUUUCGAUGUCACAGUCUGGCGAGAUACAUCAUCAGAGCUAGGAUACUAUAUUGUAUUGUUCAGCAUCGCCGUCCCUACUGGCCACCUAUUGCUGCUGCUUCUGUCGUCUACCAGCAGAGCGCAAGGAGGUCAAUUGUCGUGGAUCGUGUUGUUCACCUGCGAAGCUAUGGUGUUGAUCGGACUGGCCAUGCUACGCGAGAGGUUUGGAGAGCUUUAUCGAGACCUUUGGAACAAAGUGGGAAUUGCGGCGGUGGGCUUGUUACUGCCGCAAGAAUUCCUGCAACAUCAUCAGACUCGACCAAGUGCGAGCACGCAGGCGCAUGAUACCCUUCAUCAGAGGCCAGUGGCCCCGCCAGUCGAUGAGGUCGUCGAGAGAGGUACGGGUAGGGAUCUUCCUGUCGAACCAACUACACCGCGUCCGGAUUCGUGGCGUCGCGACUCCUCGGAAUCAGUUGAGAGUCAAUCGUCCAUCGCCACCACAUCUACGGUAUGGGACUCGGCGCCUCAGAAUCUGUCUAGGGGGCGCUAUGAGCUUUAUGAGUCGUCGCCGAGCAAAUCUCACACUCCUACUCCGAGAUCCAAUUCCAGCCGAGGUAUGAUGGGGAUCGACGGACUGUCGUUGAAUGACGGCGGUGGUUUCGCUUCUACUGGUAGGAGACACGGUCCAGCUAGCACUAGCACUCCUGGGAGAGGCUGGGGUUUGGAGUCGUCAGGCACCAACAUUGCAGGACCGCGAGAAAGGCGCAAGUUUUGAUUAUGGGGCUGCACUGCACUGCACAUUUUCUAGUCGUUACUUUUUGUACAUGAUUCUUGGGUUUGGCGUAGCAUAGCGAGGGAGCCGUAGGCAUCUGAGAGGUCCGAGUUUGAGAUCUCCAAAAAUGAAAAUGAAACGAAAACGUGAACGGCCAAGAGCCUGGCCGUCUGACAUUGAAUA